Molecule: messenger RNA, 501 nt
Organism: Python bivittatus (Burmese python)
Lineage: Eukaryota; Metazoa; Chordata; Lepidosauria; Squamata; Pythonidae
Source: RefSeq, a predicted model, not a curated record
GGCGGCGGCGGCGGCAGCGGCAACAUUAGGAUGAACAGCCCCAUCGGCGGCAGCCUGAACACGGAUUCGUCCUCGGCGCCCGCCAGGGCGUCCAACGCGCUCAUCAUCCCCAUCACCAUGGAAGUGCCCUGCGACAGCGGGCAGCGCAUGUGGUGGGCCUUCCUGGCCUCGUCCAUGGUCACCUUCUUCGGGGGUCUUUUUAUUAUCUUGCUCUGGAGGACCCUCAAGUACCUGUGGACCGUCUGCUGCCAUUGUGGGGGCAAGGAGAAGGAGGCCCAGAAGAUAACUGGCAAUGGGGAGACCCAGGCAGAUGGGGAUUUGAAAGGCACAGAUGACAAAGAGGAAACUGUGGCAGCAGAAGUGGGCUGGAUGACCUCUGUUAAAGACUGGGCAGGGGUGAUGAUUUCAGCCCAGACCUUAACUGGCAGAGUUCUUGUGAGUGUUCCCAACCUUGUUUCAAUUUCUUCCUACUUUCUGUUAAAUUUGGAUUCCAGUGGCUAG